Molecule: messenger RNA, 3840 nt
Organism: Spizellomyces punctatus DAOM BR117
Lineage: Eukaryota; Fungi; Chytridiomycota; Chytridiomycetes; Spizellomycetales; Spizellomycetaceae
Exons: 18
Coding region: 449-3712 (1087 amino acids)
Source: RefSeq, a predicted model, not a curated record
GCGGGUGAGAAAAGAGGCCUACCAGUCGGGAAAGAAGGGGCGGGAGCAACGGCGUCAAGACGGAUAAAGAACACUCUGCAGGAGGGACGGACGCAGCGACAUACGUUUGCAUACCAUUGAAACAAAGAAAGCGGAUAGCCCUUGAUUUUGCUCACCGACAACCAUUGACGACUAUUCGUGACCCUUGGCGAUCUCUCUUGUGCCGUUAUCGACAGUCGCCGGUCUCAGCUUCUCGAACUUUAAAGAGCAGCUGCUUGUGAUAGGUCUCCAGUUCUACAUUUCCUGUCAUUGCAAACUGUCAAAUUUCAGUGCGGGGACGUCAAUUUAGGGCCAUCGGUGCUGCAGAAUCAACCACUAUCCCUUCCUUAUUGCUAUCACGGCUGUUGGAACAUAGAGCGCGGUCGUUUUCUCCCGAGGGGAUUCGACUGUUCACGGUGCCCUGAAUCUUAUGGCUCACCAUGGUAUUGAACCCGGAGCAGCUGGUGAAGAAUUCAAGAAAUUGGAAUCUGUGGACAUCACAAACAUUCGUAUUCAAAAGGAAGAGACUAAGGAAAGGCGAAUAGCAGAAAUAUUGUCACGGCGCCAUGAACUAUUAAAGGAGCUUUUCAUACGGCGAAGCAUCUUGAACGAAACCGAAGCCAUCUUACGGGAAUUGUCAAAUCUUCCUUUGGAUGAGGCCGAAUUUGCGGAAUUCCAAAAGGAGUAUAAUUUAUCGAGAGACCAACUUACGAGAAGAGAAGACGGAACAGUGGCUGAAGGUCAAGAGGAACUUCCCGGGUACGACCAAGGUGAUAGACGCGGCAGCGGUGCCGCAGAAGAAGGUAGUGCUUCGGACGAGAAGCCUCCAACAGAUCCAGGGUCUGCGCACGUGGAUCGCCGGCGCUUCCUUCCGCCGGUUGAGAGAAUGGUGACCAGGGGCAUAUCUGCCAAGAAACUAGCUCUUAGCCCGGAGGCUUCAACAGGUCCUUCGGCGAUUUCUCCGCAUGUGGCCACACCAACAACAGCUCCUGCAACGCCCAGUCCCAGCGCCUCUACUGCGCGACGUAGAAGUUCAACAUCUCAUCGCAUCGCCAAUUCCCCAGUCACACCAAUCAACGUCACCUCUACAAAGGCCAAUCGUCCAAAGCUGUUAUUAAGAGACGCGAAAAGUCAACCUGGGAGACGACCCGCAGCAGGGGGUAGCGGUACUCGUCAAGAAGCAGAUACGCAGAUCGAAGGCUACCGAUGGUACGAAUGGCAGCUACGAGUGCAGUCGAAUCCGAUUUCAGGGUUGCUGCCGACGGCCACAAAGUCGAUGACCACAAGAGACUGGCAGGCCGCAAGAACUGAAGUGCAGCAGAUGAAAUUGCUCCAAAAGGUCGAUCUGCUCAAAGAGAAGAAUCUUUGGAGUUUCAGGCAGUUGAAACCUCACGUUGCACCUCCACGUCCAAAGACGCACUGGGAUGUUCUCUUGGAUGAAAUGAAAUGGAUGCGUGUCGACUUUCGCCAAGAGCGUAGAUGGAAGAUUGCUACUGCAUGCAACAUGGCUCAUUGGGUCCUUGAGUGGCACGAAGCUACCGACAAGUCGACAUUGUGCGUUCCGCGUCGAAUGCCCAAGGACAGAACUAAACAGGAAGACCCACCGGGCGAUGACCCAAUGGACGUUUCGACAAAUCAGGACGAGGAUAAGACACGACCUGACUUGUCGCUGAACACUGAGCAAGUCCAUGACCAUCACGGAGAACAAAAAGAGCUGCAGUCAACGGACCGGGAAGAAACCCCUUUACCUGCCGACAUUGAGCAUCCGGAAGGCGAAGAGCCGCUACCAUCUCUUUUUAUGGAUAUAGAUACGUCCACCUAUCUGAUUUACGAUGGAACGAACGGGCAAACGCUAGAUAUUCCGGUGUACACCCCUCUCACGGUUGAUGCUGACGAACUCUACAUCGACGAGAAUCAGCAUGAGACUGUAGUGCCUGUUUCUGAGUUGAUUACAGCGAGAACUAUGGUGAAGGACUAUGGAGAUAACCAGCAAGAGGAAUUCACACCCCAACUAACCGACCAGCAACGCUAUGACAACGCAAGACUCGUCUCUCCAAUUUUCAGUAGAAUGUCUGAGCAGCAUGAGGAUUCGUCAAUACCACCACCCCGAAUACAGCCCACCAAGACCGAAACACCGAAAACCACGCAGCAUUGGACGAAGGAGGAAGAUGAUAUCCUUAUUUCACUUGCACUCAGCUAUCAAUAUAACUGGACCAUCGUCAGCGACAUGCUGCACUCCCGUCAAGUUCCAGGAAUUCGAUGGCGACGCAGCGAGUGGGAGUGUUAUAGUCGCUUCAAGGAACUUGGCCCUGCACGGACUGUGGACCGAAGCAUAUCAGGUGCAGGAUCGUCUGCGUCACUUGCAACUCCAAGACCAAAGAGUGGUAGUCCACGUGAACUUUCUGCUCAAGCGGAAGCUUCGGAAGCCAGAAUUCAAAAGCACCUGACCACGUUUGAAACUAUUAGAAGACUAAGUAGAAACAAAGACAAGUACAAACCGCCUGGAGAUCGCAAGCCGCCGGCAAAGAUUAUCCUCACCACACACGAGACACAUUAUCAAUCGCAAGCAGGUGCAGGAAUAGAUCCCGCAGGACCUCCUCUGACGCCGACAGAGCUUGCUAUAAUGCGGAGAGAGAGGGCAUUACGUCAGGCUCAGGAGCAUGGACGACAUAUGUAUGGUGGACACACACGAGCGGGCAUGAUGCUCGGGCGACCGAUGCCAGCUGGCGGCGGUGCUCUGCCACAUCCAUACGCUCAGUACAGAACUGUUGCUCGACCGCCCACCACCGCGAACAGUAUCCAAGGAUCACCGGUCCCCGCUGGCCAAGCUCUUCCUCAUACCCCAAACAACUCUCAGCAUCCCGCGAUACGACCUCCAGCAACGCCAGUGCUACCCGGACAAAUACCGCCGCAAAGUCCGUCUCCCAUGGUCAGAUUGAAUGGUACUGCACCUGCCAUGACGCAGGAGCAGUACAUGCGGGCGAUGCUUGCACGGCAGCAAAUGAUGGCCUCCCCUCAGCAAAGGCAUUUGGUGUCACCUCAGCCAGGGCAGUCGACUUCUGUGCCGCAAGUCGGUGAUGCUGUGGUAGUGUCUACUUCCGGACCGGUGCCAAACAUUGGUUUGCAGAACGCUUCUGUACCCACCAUUAACCAACGAAUGCAGAUGGUCAGGCAGCUCCAAUUGCAGCAGCAGCAACAACAACAACAACAGCAGCAGCAGCAGCAGCAACAGCAACAACAACAACAGCAGCAGCAACAGCAACAAACACAACAGUCACCUCAGCUACAGCAACUGCAAUUGCAUCAGCAGCAGCAACAACAACAGCAGCAGUCUCCUCCCCAGCCGCAACGUCUGCAGAUCCCCGCUGACACACAUGCACAUACGGCCGCUGCAUUUGUGGCUCUGCAGAACGCUCAGCAGGCAGCGAAAAUGGGCCAGAUGCCAGAGAUGAUGCAGCAACAGCGCCAACUCCACCAAGCACGGCAGCAGCAGGCUCUUCUCAUGGGCGCUACCUCGGCCACAAGUCCACUCAUGGCUGUUUCCACUCCGCGGAUACCUACGGUUCCUGCAGAUGCUGCGGCACUGGGCAUAUCACCAUCCCAACAGCAACUACAGCAAAAGCAGGCCACGCAAUCACCCCAGACCUCACAGGUUCAGCCAGAGGCGUCGUCGGCUCCAGGGUCGUCGACGUAGCACGAAGCGCCAGCUACCCUAUAAAAAGCUUGCUUUUUGUGGUUGGAGUAUGAGAUUUUGGUAAUCCGAUGGGGAUCAACUAUACUUUGAUAACUGUAUUACACAAUAUAUUUGUAAAUUGGAAUGGA